This is a messenger RNA of Macrobrachium nipponense, 3802 nucleotides long. RefSeq names its product all trans-polyprenyl-diphosphate synthase PDSS2-like (gene Pdss2). The record is from RefSeq and is a predicted model, not a curated record. The transcript is spliced from 8 exons. Gene Ontology annotation, molecular function: prenyltransferase activity. Bases 140 to 1417 code for a protein of 425 amino acids. Gene Ontology annotation, biological process: ubiquinone biosynthetic process; isoprenoid biosynthetic process. Lineage: Eukaryota; Metazoa; Arthropoda; Malacostraca; Decapoda; Palaemonidae. Gene Ontology annotation, cellular component: mitochondrion; transferase complex.
AAGUCAUCGUCAGUUCACCGUCUGACGUCUAGUUGUGAAGACCGACUUCGCGUUGCUCCUCCAUCUCCCUUACGAGUGUGUUCGCCCUUCGUGAAAAAAAAAAAAGUGUAGAAAAUUUAAUAUAAAAAAAUAAAUCGAGAUGACGAGUCGGAACCUAAGGCACGUGGCGAGAUGCGGACGGCUAUUGGUGCAGAGCUCCCAGGGGCGUGGGGUGAGAUGGGCGUCCGUCGCGGGCGGGGGCGUGGGUGGGCUGCACCAACAGUUACUAUUCGGGGGGAGCCACUUCAGGCUCGUCUCCACCUCCUCCGCCACUCUCAGCAAGGACAAGAAGCCAUACAGCACAGUGCCUCAAAGAGCACCCGACUGGAAUCGAGCUGUCAGUGAUGCAGAGAAGAUUGUAGGGUACCCUACAUCAUAUCUCACCUUGAGAUCGUUGCUGUCGGAUGAAAUGUCAAACAUUGCUGUCCACAUCAGGAAGUUGGUCGGAUCUUCUCAUCCAUUACUCAAGACGGCCAAGAGGCUAAUCUACAAUGGACGAAACAACAUGCAGACCAGGGGCCUUAUUGUACUGCUCUUGUCAAAAGCUGCUGGCCAUGUUGAUCCCGAUGAAAUGGAUAAAGACCAAUCGGCAGGAGUUUCCCAUAGGCAAAGAAGUUUAGCUGAAAUUACAGAGAUGAUUCACACCUCCCAUUUGCUCCACAAAGGCGUCGUUAACAUAUCUAAGGAUAUGUUUGAUGGCACCACCAUGGAGGACAUGAAGUUUGGAAACAAGAUUGCAGUUUUGGCAGGAGAUUACCUGUUAGCAAACGCUUGCACUGGUUUGGCUGCUCUGCGCAACACUGAGGUUGUAGAACUGAUUAGCACAGCCAUUAGUGAUUUCAUGCAAGCCGAAUUUAUCGGAACCAGAGAUAGCCAUGGAAACCCCAUUCCUGACACUGACAUUAAUAUUAAGGACUGGGAACAGAGGAACUUCUUAUCUGCUGGGAGCCUCCUGGCUAAAUCGUGUCGCAGUACAAUGGUACUUGCGGGUCAUGGCGAAGAAAUGCAGAAUAAAGGGUUUGAAUUUGGCAAAGAGCUGGGCUUGGCUUGGCAGGCCUAUACAGACCUUCAACCCUUCUUAGAUUUUUAUCGCCACCCGCCUGGGUCGCCUUUUGACCUGACGUCAUCCCCAGUGGUUAUGCACCUGACUGAAGAUCCUAGUCUCAGGGAAGAGAUCCUGAAAGUUGGAGACGUUUGGGAUGAGCAUGAUUUCAAGAAAAUCCACAAAAUCGUUAUGAGUGGCAAUGGAGUUCAGAAAGCCAAAGACUUGUGCCAAAGACAUUCUGAAGCUGCUCUCAAAGUUCUGCACGAAAGUUUCGAACCUUCGGAUGCUCGCACUGCGCUGGGGAACAUCAUCCAUGCCCUUCGCAUCGAUUAGAGGAGGGCAGAGGAAGAGGUUCUCGCAGUUGUGUGAUCUAGUGCUUGCUGACGGUCGUCAGCCUUGUUUUAAUUGUCAUCAGUAUUGUUGUUAUUUGUACUAAUAUAUAUUAACAAUGUAGAGCGGAAGGGGUGGGGGGGAUUUCUAAGAGCUGAAAGUGCAUUUAAUUCGAUUAGGUUGUGAAAGUUUGUCCCAAAUAAACUGUAUAGAGGGCCACUUGUAAAGUUACAAGUUUGGGGCACACGCUCAUUCUUGUUUAUAGUCUCCCACUGUAUUUUAUGUACCAUGUAACGAUAUCUAACAGAUUACAGAGCAGGAUGGCAUGCAAUGAAGUGAUAAUUCAAUCACAAUAGAGAAGUUUUAAAGUAAUUUCCUUUUUAUGUUAAGGCCUUGAGGUUUUGAAUCUGUCUUCACUAUAAUCAAAACUAACCUCUGUGCUAUAUUAUCUAUUGAAUUUCCAUUCAUUAUUUGGUCACUUUCAUAUAAUGUAUUGAUGAUGUUGCAUAAGAUGCUAAGUCAUUUUUUUUUUAUAAAAAUUCAUGAAUUAACAUUUUUAAUUACGAUGACCUAAGAUCGGAGAUUUCAGGAUUCUCUGAAAUUUGUUAUUCAAAGGACAUGGAAUUUUUUUUCCCAUCCGUUAGAAAUUGCUUCCAGGAUGAUAAAUGCAUUUAGGUUUGCUAACAGAGUUUUGCCCCACAGAGUUCAUUAAGAAUAAUCUGUUGUAAUCCGAAUACUCCAGAAGUGUAGUUAAGGGGAAAGGCAGCAUAGUCUUACAUUACCUGAAGUAACAGUGUAGUAUCAGGCUAUAAUGUCAAGUUGUAAGGAUCAAGAGUUAUGGUGCAUUGUGUUAGAUGCAAUGAACCUUCAAUUUUACCUCGAGUAGUGUCAAAAAUAGGGCAAACUUUACGCAGAGUGCAAUGUAGUCAUUUUAUGGGGAUGCUGUAAAAUGUGAAGUUUAAAGGUCAGUAAGAAAUUACAUUUCCCUUUAGUUUUAAGUGAUUAAACUUAAGGAAGUUGUACCAGAGGCAGUAGGCAUUGAGAGAUUGAAUUUGCCAUUUGGGUGAAGUUUGAUGUUUGUUAAGAGAGACUCAAAACUUACCAAGUGUCGGUCUGGUUUUUCAAUCCGUCCAAUUGAUGUGCUUGUAUUGGUUGUAUAUUUUGCUUUGCUGCUAAUCUCACCUAACAGAGGCUGAAUGAUUGUAUAUAGUUAUGGUAUAAUGCUAUUCACUUAUAAUUGGUACUGUACUCUUUAAUAUCAUCAGUACAAAACUCCUCAUUUCUGCAAUAACUCAUAUGAUAGAUUGCAUCUAUAGGAUACUCUUAUAAUUUUGGAAUAACUUCUAGAUCUACUCAUUGUUUGAAACUGGCAAAUAGUUACUAAUGUGGCCUCUGGUUAAGUAAAUUUUACUUUUCAGCAUGUGGAUUUUUCUCAAUUUUUGUUCAAGCAAUUAAGAGUAUUGUUUUGGAAGGUACAUUUCAGCAUUAUCUAUUAUUUUGGAAGGUACAGGUCAACGUUCUGUGCAAAUCUAUUAAAAUUCCUCCCGUUCCAUGUGCAGAACAAAUUUGCAUUUAUUGCAUUUAAUGUGGGCUAUUUUGCUUUAUGCAGUUUUUCUUUAUAGUCCUCUUCUCCAUGACACUAAGGCAUACAGAGCCAUUAGAAUGUUAUGCCCUAGAAUGUCAUAGUGGUAUGCAAUCUUUGCUUUCCCACAGAAAUUUGUUAGUAUUUGCAUAAUCUGUACAGGAGCUGUUUAAACAAAGCUUAAUCCCAAGUUUUAGGUGAUGUUUGCUCCCAUCUCUGCAAAAUGAAGUUUUGAUUUAAAUUGACACAUAGGUGUUCAAAAAGUUUACGGUAUCAUUUGUCCAUGUCAGUAUUGUAUUUCAUUGUUGGUUCUUGACCAAAGCUGAUUUGAUCUUUUAUUGAAAAUGGCCUCUAAAUGCAAUGUGAAAAUAGGAAUUCAUAAACUAUUUUUCACGGUAGGUAUAAAAUGUUGACACUAAGUAGUUUCAGAAUUCUGUAUCAGUUUUGACCUGCAGGAGUGUCGUUUUAUUACUUCCUUGCAGGAGAGUGCAAUUUCAUUAUUUUCUUGCCGUGGUCAUUAGCUCUUAAGUUUUAACAAUAAGGUGCACUGAAAUGCUCAAAUAUUUUGUUGUUUUUCCUUGGUACGAGUACAGUAUAUUUUUUAUGAAUGUUAGAAGCUUACAAUUAUUUAUGGUUUUAUUAAACAAGGGUCAUCUUUGUACAUAUGUUCUUGAAGUGUAAAUAGACCUUUAUUAUAUGUACAUUUAGAUGUAGAAUUAUUUUCUUAAGGUGGUUGUUUUUGUUCCUUGUUUUUUUAGUCUGUUACGGUGUUUUGGGAUGUUUAUAAUAAAUAUUUAGAUAUAUAA